GACAGCACAACAUCCUUGGGGGACAGGCGAAGCAAGGGUGUUUAAAGUGAAACAGUGAAACGGUGGAGAGAUGUCUUUUGCUUUAUCGCGCUGUCUCUGCAGGGUGUUGUCCCGACAGACCGUUCCGUCAAGCUUCCUGUUGGGAGAACAUCAUCAUGCUGUACAGAGUCCCUGGUUCGCACCAGUGAGGACACUGAAGACAUCUGCUUCACUGAGAGCAGAGCCCAAGAAGAAGAAAAAAGUGGACCCAAGAAGGGAGCAGAUGUUGAAGGAGAGGAUGAGAAAAAAGCUGAAGAAGCUGGAGAAGGUCGCGCCUGAGUUUAUCCCCAUAGAGGACCUCAUCACUCCGGCCAAAUGCUUGGAUGAAACAAGGGAACGCUCUGCACCCAGGCUGUCAUUUGAAGAAAGCGAGGGUCGUGCCCUGCUGCUGAAGGAGUGGUGUCGAUACAAACAGGAGCAGCACAUGGCUGAAGUUCAGGCUGUUGAGCUUUCUCUAGAAGCACAGAGGGAGGCGCUGGAGGAGCUGAAGUUGGAGUCUGAGGAGCUGUACCAGGCGGCGCUGAAGCCAGACCCCCUUCUGUUUCCCUUCACUCACGACGGUCCUGUCUACACGCCGCCGAAGAGCAAAUAUGAAGCUCCAGAUGGGAAAUACAACAACAUUACUAAAGUUUACACACAGUGAUGGACAAGGGAGGGCUGUGGGUGCAGCCUGUGUGUAUUUAGUGUCCUUGUUUUUACAUGAUUUAUUAAGCCAACAUGCAGCCUUCAUGUGAAUGUUUUUUUUUUUUCCUUUCUUGAAUUGGUCACCUCAGUUGAUUCAUGUCUAUCAAAUGCAACAGCAUGCAUGGUGUUCUUUUUCCUCCACAUUAAAGUCUCUGUAUAAAACAUAAUGGAAGAAACAGGAAAUAAAACCACUUUUUAUUGAUCAAA
Messenger RNA from Anarrhichthys ocellatus (wolf-eel), 930 nucleotides. RefSeq names its product mitochondrial ribosomal protein L40 (gene mrpl40). Gene Ontology annotation, cellular component: mitochondrial ribosome; mitochondrial large ribosomal subunit. The transcript has 5 exons. The record is from RefSeq and is a predicted model, not a curated record. Lineage: Eukaryota; Metazoa; Chordata; Actinopteri; Perciformes; Anarhichadidae. The coding region runs from base 71 to 682 and encodes 203 amino acids.